AUGUCCUCGGCUAAUCGGGGACCUGCGCCAAGGGGCAACCGCAAGCGUGCCCGCACUGGCGGCGAUGCCAGCUCGUCCGUUGCAGCCUCCAGUCCCAUGCCCUCGUCGCCGCCGGCUUUCAACAUUGCCCACGGAGGUGACGACGAUGAUGACAUCGAGGAGGAGGCUGAGAUUCAAGACGACAUCGACGAGCUUGAUGAGAUGGCCGAGGAUGAUAUUGAUCUGUUCCGUGAGGGCUUUGAGCGAGACUACCGCGGAAAGGAUGACAAUGAUGGCUAUGAGGGCAUCGACAUUGAUGAUGAGGGCGACUAUGAUGAGCUCAACCUCGGCGACAGACGAAGACUUGAAGCCCAGUUGAACCGCAGAGACCGUGAAGUUGCCCGCAGAAGGCGCAUGCCCGCCGCCUUCCUCCAAGAUGAGGACGAUGAUGGUGAUAUCGACCUGACAGCACAACCUCGCCGACGUCGUCACCAUUAUGACGAAGACCCCGAUGACGAGAUGGACCAAGACAUCAUGGACGAGGAGCUAUCCUUGGAAGCACUCCAGGACGUCAAGGCCUCCAGUCUUACCGAAUGGGUAUCACAACCUGCUGUGCAGCGAACAAUCAAGCGGGAGUUCAAGGCAUUCUUGACCGAGUAUACCGACGAGAGCGGUUCCUCCGUCUAUGGAAACCGCAUUCGAACCCUCGGUGAGAUCAAUGCAGAGUCUCUCGAGGUUUCAUACGACCAUCUCUCGUCUUCGAGAGCCAUCCUAGCUUACUUCUUGGCCAAUGCGCCUGCUGAGAUGCUAAAGCUCUUCGACGACGUUGCCUUGGAUGUUGUGCUUCUUCACUACCCCGACUACGAGCGCAUUCAUACUGAUAUCCACGUUCGUAUCUUCGAUCUUCCAGUACACUACACCCUCCGCCAGCUGCGUCAAUCUCACUUGAACUGCCUGAUUAGAGUAAGCGGUGUGGUGACACGACGAACGGGUGUUUUCCCUCAGCUCAAGUAUGUCAAAUUUGAUUGCACAAAGUGCGGUGUCACCCUUGGACCUUUCCAACAGGAGUCCAACGUCGAGGUCAAGAUCACGUUCUGUCAAAACUGCCAGUCUCGCGGUCCGUUCACAAUAAAUUCCGAGAAGACUGUCUACCGAAACUAUCAGAAGCUUACGCUUCAGGAGUCGCCUGGUACCGUCCCAGCAGGUCGUCUGCCAAGACAUCGGGAAGUCAUUCUUCUGUGGGACUUGAUCGACAAGGCCAAGCCUGGUGAGGAAAUCGAAGUGACUGGCAUUUACCGAAACAAUUACGAUGCUCAGCUGAACAACCGCAAUGGAUUCCCCGUGUUUGCUACCAUUUUGGAAGCAAAUAACGUUGUCAAGUCUCACGAUCAACUGGCUGGCUUCAGACUAACCGAGGAAGACGAGCAAAAGAUCCGCAAUCUGUCUCGGGACCCGCAGAUUGUUGACAAAAUUGUCAACUCGAUCGCCCCCAGCAUCUAUGGCCACAGCGAUAUCAAAACCGCUGUGGCGUUGUCCCUUUUCGGUGGCGUGAGCAAGAUUGCCAAGGGUUCUCACCAUGUGCGUGGUGACAUCAACGUUCUCCUCCUUGGAGACCCGGGUACCGCCAAGUCGCAAGUGCUCAAGUACGUAGAAAAAACGGCACACCGAGCCGUCUUUGCCACUGGUCAAGGUGCGUCUGCUGUUGGUUUGACGGCUAGUGUUCGUCGAGACCCUCUCACCAGUGAAUGGACGCUCGAGGGCGGUGCCCUUGUCCUUGCCGACAGAGGAACGUGCCUUAUCGACGAGUUCGACAAGAUGAACGACCAAGAUCGAACUUCCAUCCACGAAGCCAUGGAGCAGCAGACAAUCUCCAUCUCGAAAGCAGGUAUCGUGACUACUCUGCAGGCACGUUGUGGAAUCAUUGCAGCUGCCAACCCAAUUGGCGGGCGCUACAACUCCACCAUUCCAUUCUCUUCCAACGUCGAGUUGACAGAGCCCAUCUUGUCGCGUUUCGAUAUCCUCUGCGUUGUCCGAGACACCGUUGACCCCUCUGAGGAUGAGCGUCUUGCUCGCUUCAUUGUCGGCUCUCACAGCCGCAGCCACCCAACCUCGCAGAGCACAGAAGACUCAAUGGAAGUCGAGCCAGAAUCACAAGCUGCUACCGAGAGACAAGAUUCCCAAGCUAAGAAGGAGGGCGAGAUUCCUCAGGAACUUUUGCGAAAGUACAUCCUGUACGCACGUAACCCUAACCACUGCAGUCCUAAACUCCUGCACAUGGAUGAGGACAAGGUAGCACGGUUGUUUGCCGACAUGAGAAGAGAGUCACUGGCAACUGGCGCAUAUCCUAUUACUGUACGUCACUUAGAAGCUAUUAUCCGUAUUUCCGAAGCAUUCUGCCGCAUGAGGUUAUCGGAAUACUGUAGUGCUCAAGAUAUCGACCGUGCCAUCGCGGUGACAGUAGAGAGUUUUGUUGGCAGUCAAAAGGUUAGCUGCAAAAAGGCUCUCGCCAGAGCAUUCGCAAAAUACACCCUUGCACGACCUGGUGCUAGUGGUUCAUCGGCAAGAAGGGGCGGUGCGCUGUCGAGGAGGACGGCUGCUGCCACUGCCUAG
This is a messenger RNA of Pestalotiopsis fici W106-1, 2589 nucleotides long. Its product is annotated as DNA replication licensing factor mcm2. Gene Ontology annotation, cellular component: nucleus; MCM complex. Gene Ontology annotation, biological process: double-strand break repair via break-induced replication; mitotic DNA replication initiation; DNA replication. The record is from RefSeq and is a predicted model, not a curated record. Gene Ontology annotation, molecular function: 3'-5' DNA helicase activity; ATP binding; single-stranded DNA binding. NCBI's taxonomy places the organism in Eukaryota, Fungi, Ascomycota, Sordariomycetes, Amphisphaeriales, Sporocadaceae. The transcript has 2 exons. Bases 1 to 2589 code for a protein of 862 amino acids.